AUGUCACAGAAUAAUCGAAUAACACCUAUUGUAUCACCAUCUUCUUCUCUAGCUGACACUGAUUCUCUUCAUCAUCGUCAUGCUCAUUCUCCUACUACUGAACAUCGACGUGUAUCAAUUGCAUCAAUUACACAUCCAGAUCCAUUAGGUCCUAUCACACCAACUGAUGACGUUACGCUUAAACGACAUCUUGGUUUAUUCUCUGGAGUUUGUUUUAUUAUUGGUACCAUCAUUGGUUCUGGUAUAUUUGUUUCACCAAAAGGUGUUUUACGAGAAACACAAUCAGUUGGAUUAUGUUUAAUUAUUUGGAUGGCUUGCGGAUUAGUAUCUUUACUUGGAGCACUCUGUUAUGCAGAAAUUGGCACAAUAAUACCCAGAAAUGGUGCAGAAGUAGCUUAUUUAAAAGAAGGUAUUGGUUCUGUUCAUGCAAGAACAGGUGAUGUUUUAGCUUACCUUUUCAGUUGGUCAGUUACAUUUGUUAUGAAACCAUCAAGUAUUGCUGUCUUAUCUCUGACUUUUUCCCAAUAUUUCUUAUCUGGUGUGAUGGAUGAUUGUGGACCACCCGAAGAACUUGUCAAAAUGCUGGCAAUUUUUGCUAUUCUGAUGCUAAUCAAUAUUAAUUCUAUUAGUGUAUCUGCAGCUAAUCGUCUCAAUAUUAUCUUUGUCAUUUGUAAAGUUUCAACAGUUGCAAUAGUAAUUAUUGCUGGUCUUGUACGAAUUGGACAAGGGCAUACACAGAAUUUACAAAAUGGUUUUGUUGGUACGACAAACAAACCGUUGGGUGUUGCACUUGCAUUUUAUUCUGGUCUUUGGGCAUACGACGGAUGGAAUAGUCUCAAUUCUGUUACAGAAGAACUAAAAAAUCCCAAAAGAAAUCUAUGGUUAUCCAUCGUAUUAGCUUUACCUUCUGUUAUGAUUCUUUAUUUACUUACGAAUAUUUCUUACUUUACUGUAAUGAACAAAGCCGCAUUACUUAGUUCUAAUGCUGUUGCUGUCACCUGGGGUGAAGCUGUGUUAGGUCCUGCUGUUCGUAUUUUACCUAUUCUAAUUUCCAUUAGUGCAUUGGGUAGUGCUAAUGGAAGUCUUUUUGGAGCUGCUCGAUAUUGUAUGGUUAGUGCUCAGUAUGGAUAUUUACCAGAAGUAUUUGCAUGUAUUCAUGCACGAAGAUUAACUCCAGUAUCUGGAGUUGUUUUGCAGGGUACAAUUGCAAUUGCCUUCUGUCUUCCAAGUAAUGUUGAUGGUUUAAUAGAUUUUUUCAGUUUUGUUGCAUGGAUGUUUUAUGCAUUAACAUUUACUGCCACACUUUGUUGUAAAUUUACAAAAAAAAGUGCUGAUCGUGUUAUUAGUGUUCCUAUUCCAUUACUUGUAAUUAUAAUUCUGAUUUCGAUUUAUUUGGUUAUUGCGCCUUUAAUAUCAUCUCCAAGUAUUGGAUUUCUUGUUGCAGGUAUUUUAAUUUUAUUUGGUUUAGUAUUUUAUUAUCCAUUUGUCUAUCGUAAAAUCGAAUUACAAUUUAUAAAAAAAACCAAUAACUUUUUGAUAACAUUUUUUGGAUUACAGCGAGCACAAAAAAUAAAACUAAAAUGUGCUGUAAUCAUAUUCGAUGUUGAUCUUCUUGAUAUAUCAAAUUCAAUUAAUCGAUCAUGCUCACAUCUUGUUGAUCAUAUAACAUCUAGUCCAGAGAGUUCACUAAAUCGUGCUGCAUCAUCAUUAUUCAAUGUUCUACAUCCCGUUAUUCCGUUUAAAGGAUGCAUUGAUCCAUCGGAACCAUUUCAAUGUCCUGGAAGUCAACAAUGUAUUGCUCUCCAAUUUAUUUAUGAUGAUCAUCCAGGUGAUUGUCCUAAUAAUCUUGAUGAAAAUGAAGAAACAUGUAUUGCAGCUAAACAUCCAGCAAAGGAAAAUAUUGAAAAAUUUCUUCAUGCUGCUAUUGAUGAAAAUAGAAUAUUUUGGUUUGAUACAUUAGCAUCAGCAUUUUAUGUGUCGAAAAAUGUUCAUAGUUUUGCUGAAAAAACAUUUAUGUCAUCAGAUAUUCCUUUGUUUGCACAAGAAGCUGUUAAUCAAGGUCUUGCAGCCUUAGUUGAAAAGCUCUAUGACUCGGGAUUUAUGGAUUAA
Messenger RNA from Adineta steineri, 2109 nucleotides. The record is from the annotation of a GenBank genome assembly. NCBI's taxonomy places the organism in Eukaryota, Metazoa, Rotifera, Eurotatoria, Adinetida, Adinetidae.